Molecule: messenger RNA, 1333 nt
Organism: Solanum stenotomum
Lineage: Eukaryota; Viridiplantae; Streptophyta; Magnoliopsida; Solanales; Solanaceae
Product: RING-H2 finger protein ATL52-like
Exons: 1
Coding region: 229-1263 (344 amino acids)
Biological process (GO): protein ubiquitination
Molecular function (GO): transferase activity
Source: RefSeq, a predicted model, not a curated record
GUUUAACAACUUUAUCUCUGCCUCCCCUCUUUCACCUUCACCCUUUCAAGGCAAACAUCAUAAUUUCUCUCUGUUUCAUUCAUCCAUUGCUCUUCACUUCCAUCUUAUAUCAGUAUAUUAGGAAUAGUCCUCACUUCAAUUUUGUUUUAUUUAGUGUGUCAAGAUUACUGUCUUUGAAAGUGUGAUGUUAAGUUUCUUUUUCUCGUCUGUUUUUCUUGAGUUCGAUAAAUGGUGUCUGUAAACAGUUCAAGAACUUGGGCACCUCCACAUAUGAGCACAAGGGAUUGUUCUCAAGGAUUCUGCAGUUUAUACUGCCCACAAUGGUGUUAUACAAUCUUCCCCCCUCCACCUCCAUUUGACUUCCCAGCUGAUGAUGAUUCUGGUCCAAAUUUCUCUCCUCUAGUUAUCGGGAUCAUCGGAAUUCUUACUAGUGCUUUCCUUCUAGUUAGCUACUAUGUCAUAAUGUCAAAAUGCUGUGGACACAGGAUUGGUUUAAGAAGUAGGGAGAAUCAUCUUAAUGAUUCAGAACUAGAAGAGAAUGAUCCUUCAAAUCAUGAAGCAUGGAAUGUGAACACAACAGGUUUAGACGAAUCUCUGAUCAAGUCAAUUAUGGUGUUUAAGUACAAGAAAGGAAGUGGAUUAGCUGAGGGAACUGAUUGUUCUGUUUGUCUGAGUGAAUUUCUAGAUGAUGAAAGCCUUAGACUUUUACCAAAAUGUAGCCAUGCUUUCCAUGUGACAUGCAUCGAUACAUGGCUGAAAUCUCACUCCAAUUGCCCUCUCUGUCGCUCUAAUAUAGUGUUUGUAACUGCUGCACCACCUCCAUUACCUCCUCCAGCUAUCGAACCUCCUUUGAUGAAUGAGAGAACCUCUGAAAACCAACCUGAAAAUGAUAUAGAAAUGGGGGUCAGAGAGGAAGAUGAUGAAGAAGAAGUUGUAGAAAGUAGAGUUCCUUCCAAGAGGCUAAUAACACAAAAUAUGAAUCUACUAAUAAGAAGAUCAGUAUCAAUGGAUCAAGUGUCGCGAGGUGUUUUAUCUAUAGCUGAUAUACUAAAGAUUGAUCACGAUGAAGAUUGUGAAAUGGGGAAUUGCCCGUUUCACGAUAGAGAUGUUGGAACAUCAAGACAAGAAGUAGGGGAAGAAGAAGAAGUAAACACCUUACCACAUUGUGUGCCAACUCCUAUGGGGAUGAAGAGAUCUUUUUCCAGUGGGAGAUUCAUGUUCCCUAAACGCGGAAGAGGACAAAACAUGAUCAUCCCAUUGUGAAAUUUGCUUUGACUACAGAAUCAUGCAUGUCUGUCAGAUUGAAUUGGAUGAUCAGGCCGAGGCUGCUCCC